Molecule: messenger RNA, 3278 nt
Organism: Momordica charantia (bitter melon)
Lineage: Eukaryota; Viridiplantae; Streptophyta; Magnoliopsida; Cucurbitales; Cucurbitaceae
Gene: SS2
Product: starch synthase 2
Molecular function (GO): alpha-1,4-glucan glucosyltransferase (UDP-glucose donor) activity
Source: RefSeq, a predicted model, not a curated record
CAGCCACAAAGAAACCCAUAUCAGAAGCCGUUCAUAACUUCCCUUCACAUGCCAUACAAAUACAAUAUUGUAUCAAUAUCGAUACAAUGAAAUCGAUCACGUUUUUCCAAAUCUGAAAACGGGAUCCAAAAUUCAAGACAAAUUAUCACCAACCCCAAAGCUAAUCUGGCGUAAUCGUGGAGUUGGACAGGCGUUUUGUCUUCGAAUCCACUGAAUGAGAGAGUGAAAAAGAUGCGUGUCGCUAUAGAGAAUAUUUUGUGGCCACUCCCGUUGAGCUGACAUAAUUUUCAAAAGCCAUGGAGAUGGUCUUCUGUUCACAGAUUCUCAGUUAAUUUCAGCCGCACAACCCAUUUCCCAUCUCCGAUUCCCCCAAUUGUGGUUCCAAUUUCAGUCUCUCCCAAUCAAAACCCUCUCUCGAUUUUCCUUCACUCUUUCGGUCACCCCUCUAUUACAGGGAAACAUCAUCUGGGUCUCCCUGAUUUUCUACUCCCUCUCUUGGGUUUCGUCUGUUCUUCAGUUUUCUCGAUUGGGUCCGCUUCAUUUCCUUUCUGAAGGACAGACAAAUAUUUCAGAAAUGGCGUCUUUAGGGUCUCUGUCUUUCACAGAGAGCACAAUGUUCAUUCUUAGUAAGAAGUACCACCGGAAUUUCUCUCCACUUAGGCAGCCGAGUCAGAAUCAGGGGGUUUUCUGUGACAAAAUGGUUGCAACUUCGAGGAGUGGGAAAUGGCAAAUGUGGAGGGCUGGGCCGAUUGUCCAAGCAACAACUUCGGGUUCGCAAACCAGUGAUGAUUCUGACGAUGCCAUUCAGGCCACCAUUGAAAAGAGCAAGAAGGUUCUUGCAAUGCAAAAGCAGCUACUCGAGCAGAUUGCAGAGAGAAAGAAAUUGGUUUCAUCCAUAAAAAGUACUUCUCUUGAUUCUGAGGAAGAGCAAGAUUCAUAUGAACAAAUGGAUAGCUCAUUCCCCAAUCCUGAUUUUCAUUCACGGGAUGAUAAAAUUACUGUUGAUGGUUUGAAUGGAAGUAGUCCAUCCGUCAGUACUGGCAAUGUAGCUGUAAGAGAGCAACUGGAUGCUGAUGCUCUACUGUCUUCUUCCAGUACGUCUUAUGAUAACAAUUACAAGAUGCAAGUUGUAGAUCUUAAAAGGACAAUAUCUACUGCAGAUCCCAAAAAUCAACUGAAACGCAGUUCAGAUACAAAAUCUUCUGUUGUUAUUCCAGAUCCCAAAGAUCAGCUGAAAGGCAGUUCACAGGCAACAUAUUCUGAUGUUCUUCCAGAUCUCAAAGAUCAGCUGAAAGGCAGUUCAAAGAUCAAAUCUUCUGAUAUUAUUCCAGAUCCUAAAGAUCAGCUGAAAGGCAGCUCAAAGACAAAAUCUUCAGAUUUUGUUCCAGCGUUUCUUUCCAGUAAAUCUUUGUAUUCCACCGUAAAAGAGGGAAAUAAUGGACAGCCAAGUGAACCAGCUUUGAAGGUUGAUGGUGAUGCUGUUGAAACUGCAAGUGUGGAUGUUGAGCCUCCUCCUUUGGCUGGGGCUAAUGUUAUGAAUGUCAUAAUAGUUGCUGCAGAAUGUGCUCCAUGGUCAAAGACUGGCGGGCUUGGAGACGUCGCCGGCUCUUUACCGAAGGCUUUGGCUCGCCGUGGGCACAGGGUGAUGGUUGUAGUACCUCGAUAUGAAAAUUAUGCUGAACUCCAAGAUACCGGUGUUCGGAAAAGAUAUAGAGUGAAUGGACAGGAUCAUGAAGUUGUAUACUUUCAAAAAUAUGUAGAUGGAGUUGAUUUUGUCUUUAUUGACAACAGCAUAUUUUACUACAGGGAGCAGAAUAUAUAUGGUGGAGACCGUCUGGAUAUAUUGAAGCGAAUGGUACUAUUUUGCAAGGCAGCUGUUGAGGUUCCCUGGCAUGUGCCAUGUGGUGGUGUAUGUUAUGGAGAUGGGAAUUUAGUUUUCAUUGCAAAUGAUUGGCAUACUGCAUUACUGCCAGUGUAUUUGAAGGCCUAUUAUAGAGACAAUGGUAUGAUGAAAUUCACAAGAUCCAUCCUUGUAAUCCACAACAUAGCUCAUCAGGGUCGGGGACCGGUUGAUGAUUUUUAUCAUGUGGAUCUUCCGGAACACUAUGUGGAUCUUUUCAAGUUGUAUGACCCGGUUGGUGGCGAACACUUCAAUAUCUUUGCGGCCGGUUUAAAGACAGCAGAUCGAGUGGUCACGGUUAGCCAUGGAUAUGCUUGGGAGCUUAAAACAUCUGAAGGAGGCUGGGGUUUACAUGGAAUCAUCAAUGAGAUUGACUGGAAGAUGAGGGGCAUUGUAAAUGGGAUUGAUUCAGAAGAGUGGAGUCCACAGUAUGAUGUUCACCUCACAUCAGAUGGUUACACAAACUACUCCUUAGAAACACUUGAAACGGGCAAGCCCCAAUGCAAAGCAGCUCUGCAGAAGGAGCUCGGGUUGCCCAUUCGUGAGGACGUACCUUUGAUUGGUUUCAUUGGGAGACUAGAUCAACAGAAAGGAGUUGAUAUAAUAGCUGAGGCCAUUCCAUGGAUGAUGGGUCAGGAUGUCCAACUGGUCAUGCUGGGCACUGGCAGGCAGGAUUUAGAACAAAUGCUCCGUGACUUCGAGAACCAACAUCGUGACAAGGUUCGGGGAUGGGUCGGCUUCUCCGUCAAGAUGGCGCACAGAAUAACUGCUGGCAUAGACAUCUUACUCAUGCCAUCAAGAUUUGAACCCUGUGGAUUGAACCAACUCUAUGCCAUGAACUACGGCACAAUACCAGUUGUGCAUAAAGUUGGGGGACUAAGAGAUACUGUGACACCAUUCGAUCCGUUCAACGAAUCAGGACUUGGGUGGACGUUCGACAGCGCCGAGGCUAACAAGCUAAUACACGCAUUAGGGAACUGCUUACUGACGUACCAACAAUACAAGAAGAGUUGGGAAGGACUGCAGAGGAGAGGGAUGGGGCAAGACUUGAGUUGGGACCAUGCUGCUGAAAAGUAUGAGGAAGUGCUAGUGGCUGCAAAGUACCAAUGGUGAGUAAAUGAUGGUUUUUGAUGUCUAUAUUAAACCCUUUCUUUUGAGUCUUUCAAGUUAUCAGCCUAAUGUGUAUUUUAUUUUGGUGCCUGAGUUUAAAAUGAUAAUCACUACUGCACCAUUUUAGGCAAAUGUUGUUGUGCUAUAAUAAGGUUCUUUUACUUGUAACUAAGUGUAGAAAUUUAAUGCUAUUUAGAGCUUUUAAUUUCUUGUCCAACAUGAAGGUACAAAAUAUGAAAUUCCAAUUGAGUAAACUUUUUUGGAAUGC